UAAGAAACUACAUUGAUGAGGUGAUAAGCAAAGAUCUGAUUGUCUCAAAGUGCAAUUUUGCCAUUCUGAUGGUGACCUUUUUACACUUCUCUCUGUGUACAAAGAAUGGGAGGCUCUGCCUCAAGAGAGGAGGAAUAAGUGGUGUUGGGAAAAUAGCAUCAAUGCUAAAUCUAUGAGGAGAUGCCAAGACACAGUUUUCGAGUUAGAAUCUUUUCUAGAGCGUGAACAUGGCUUUAUUGUUCCAAGUUACUGGCGUUGGGAUCCUCAUACACCUUCUGUUCAUGAUAAGAAUAUGAAAAAGGUUAUACUGGCCUCACUUUCUGAAAAUGUAGCCAUGUUUUCUAGACGCAAUCAACUUGGUUAUGAAGUAGCGCAAACUGGACAACAUGUUCAACUGCAUCCAUCUUCUUCCUUGCUCGUGUUUGCUCAGAAGCCUAGUUGGGUGGUUUUCGGUGACCUUCUCUCAGUGUCUAAUGAAUAUCUGGUCUGUGUUAGUGCUGUUGAGUUUCAAUCAUUAUACGACCUUCAACCCCCUCCCUCGUUUGAUGUAUCCAAGAUGGAAGAACGAAAGUUGCAAACUAAGACAUUGAAUGGUUUUGGCACUAUUCUUCUCAAAAGAUUUUGUGGGAAAUCCAACAGUAAUUUGCUUGGUCAUGUUUCACGUAUUAGGAAAGCUUGUUUGGAUGAAAGAAUCUUUGUUGAAGUGAAAGUUGACGAGAAUCUCAUCCAGUUAUAUGCCGCUUCACACGAUAUGAAUACAGCUACUAUGUUGGUGAGUGAUGUUUUAGAAUACGAGAAAAAGAGGUUACGCACAGAAUGUAUGGAAAAAUGUUUGUAUCACGGGUCUGGUUCUGCAUCACCUAUGGCUUUGUUUGGGUCUGGUGCUGAGAUAAAGCAUCUGGAACUCGAGAAGCAUUCCCUGAGUGUUGAUGUGUAUCACUCAAACAUAAAUGCAAUUGAUGACAAGGAGCUCCUGAUGUUUUUUGAAAAGAAUACCUCAGGUUCUAUAUGUGUUGUGUACAAGUUCCAAGGAAUGGGGAAGGAUCCUCCAGAUAGAGAAAAGUGGGGCAAGAUAACAUUUUUGUCCCCUGAUGCUGCCAAAAGAGCCGUUGAGCUGGAUGGAGACGAGUUUUGCGGCUCGAACUUGAAAAUACUUCCUUCACAAUCAGCUAUGGGAGGGGAUAAAACAUUUUUAUUUCCUGAAGUUAAAGCAAGAAUUUUCUGGCCUCGCAAACUUAGCAGAGGAUUUGGCAUAGUUAUAUGUGAUAAAAAUGAUGUCAAUAUAGAGUGGGCUUACACUAACAUUAUGUUGCCCCCUGACACCCUUUCAGAGACCGUUUCCGACUUAUUCAUAUACUAG
Molecule: messenger RNA, 1360 nt
Organism: Lathyrus oleraceus (garden pea)
Lineage: Eukaryota; Viridiplantae; Streptophyta; Magnoliopsida; Fabales; Fabaceae
Product: ATP-dependent RNA helicase DEAH12, chloroplastic
Exons: 3
Coding region: 173-1360 (395 amino acids)
Source: RefSeq, a predicted model, not a curated record